Tinamus guttatus (white-throated tinamou) is the source of this 606-nucleotide messenger RNA. The record is from RefSeq and is a predicted model, not a curated record. Lineage: Eukaryota; Metazoa; Chordata; Aves; Tinamiformes; Tinamidae.
UUUAAUAUGAACUUUUAUAUUUUUGCAGCCUGCUUCAGUUAUAAUUUUGCACAUAACUCUCUACUCUGAACACUUUUAUUCUAGAAUAUUAGAAUAAUGGCUAAAUAUUAUACCAGAAUUACAAUGAAGAGAAUGGCACAGCUCCUGGAUCUGUCUGUUGAUGAAUCGGAGGAGUUCCUGUCCAACCUAGUAGUUAAUAAGACCAUCUUUGCUAAAGUAGACAGGCUGGCAGGAAUUAUCAAUUUUCAGAGGCCAAAGGACCCAAACAACAUACUAAAUGACUGGUCUCACAAGCUGAACUCGCUGAUGGCCCUAGUUAAUAAAACCACACAUCUCAUUGCCAAAGAGGAGAUGAUACAUAACCUGCAGUAACGUGCCUCAAUAAUCUCAGUGCUUUUAAAGAAGGCAUUAAAUCUUCAUAAUAGAGACUAUUAUUACAGUGUGUAUAUGGUUUGUUUUCUCCCUCUCAAGCCCUCCUGGUCUAAAAUUUAGAACAUAAUUCUGAAAUUCCCGUUGACAACUAAGUUUCCUUGAUUAUUCAUUGAGUUGUAAAACGUUUUUGCUACAUUGGUGGAAGAACGUAAUAAAACUGUAUUGCCUGUGUAA